Molecule: messenger RNA, 2359 nt
Organism: Corylus avellana
Lineage: Eukaryota; Viridiplantae; Streptophyta; Magnoliopsida; Fagales; Betulaceae
Molecular function (GO): protein binding
Source: RefSeq, a predicted model, not a curated record
UUUUUUCCAAUUUUGAGAUAAGAGGUUUUGGAAUGCGAUCGAAAGAGUGCGCUGGUUCCACCUUGUUGAUUAGAUUGAUUUGACAGUGGAGGGAGUAAUUAAAAUGGGUGAGGAGGGAGGAGAAAUACUUGAAAUGAGGAGGAGGAGGAGUGCCCGAAUAUGGGCAUUGGAAGAGGAGAAGGAGAAGAAGAAGAAGAAAGAAGAAGAGCAAAAGGCAUGCGCCACCAAAUCCAAUGAUGAGAUGAUGAUGAUUGGAUUUGGGGUCCCGCAUUCUGAGGAUUGUGAAGUAGUAGAAGAGCAUCGUCUUAGUCGACCUCCCACUGUGAGGCAGUACGACCGCAGGAGGGUCCGCAAGCGCAAAAGACUUGAAGACGUCGUCGUUACUUCCCUUGCUUACCCAUCUCAUGAUCAUGAAGGACAAAACCAAAAACAUGCUUCAAUCAAAAUUGGAAUUGAUCAACUCCCAAUUUCUUCAUCUCAGCAACGAAUACCACAAGUGCGGGUACUUGAGUUUGUGCUUGAUAUACUACAAAGGAGAGACUCACAAGAAAUAUUUGCCCAGCCAGUUGACCCUCAAGAGGUGGAGGGCUACUAUAGAAUCAUUAAAGAGCCAAUGGAUUUUGGCACAAUGAGGGCUAAACUUCAGGAAGGAAUGUAUACCAGCUUAGAGCAAUUUGAGCAUGAUGUGUUUCUAAUUUCCAGCAAUGCUUUGCAUUUUAAUUCAUCGACUACCAUAUAUUAUAGAGAGGCUCGUGCUAUACAAGAACUGGCCCACCGGGUUUUUCAUGCUCUGAGAAGUGAUCCAGAGAAUUUUGAGUUGGAGUUCUCUCAAACAAGAAGACGCCCGGGCAGGAAACCCCUCGGCGAACCCACUAAGCUUGUUAGAUGUGGCAGGGUCAAUAAUACCGGUGUUUCACCAAAGAGAAACACCCCCAAAACAGCCCGACCAUUUACUUACAAUAAUUCAUUCCCUCAUUUUGACCAAAGAGAGAAGAAAGUUCCUUCUGGGUCAGGAGACGGCUUCGAAACAGAGAGGCGCCGAACAUAUAUGCCUUGGACUUGUUAUUCCAGCGAGAAUGACUCAAUAGUUUCAUCACUCUACAGCGCCCCCAAACCACUUUUUCAUAUUAGUGAUGGGGAUCUUGGAUACAAAGAAAGUCUGAUGCGGUUUGUUAAAGAUUUGGGACCAACGGCUCAAAUGGUUGCCAAUAAGAAAUUAGCAAAAUAUCUGCAGAAUAUUGAAGCUUCAAAUAGUCAGUCCCAGACUCCAAAUUGUCUAGCUCCUGCACCAUCUCUCACGCAGACACAGGCACCUGCUAAUAAUAAUCUGGAUGGCGCCGACAAAGGAAAGAUGGCUUGCAUCGAUAGCACUAAUUCCCUAAGAGACAUGGUACCCUCUUCUGACAUAAUGGGAAUUUGCGGCAAUCCACAAAGGGAAAACGCUUACUUCAAUAACAUAAAAGAUAUUGUUAAGAUUGGUUCUUCGGGAGAAAUAGGUGCCAACGCGCGCGAAAAUAUGGACAUCUAUACUCGUUCUAAAGGAAAAAUGAUUUGCACCAGCACUACUGAUGAGAAUAUGGACCUUCAUGGGAAUGGUCGAUAUGAUACCAAUCAAAAUCAGAACCGAGAGAUUCUUCGGUUAGGCGUACAUUCCCCCCAGCUUAUUGGAAAUGAAAAUAUCAAUAUCAAUAUCAAUAGUACUCCCGCUGGGAUUAAUUGGAACACAAACAUAGGCAGCAAGUAUAAGCCUACAGAUAUGAUGGCCGCCGAAUUACAGUCGAGGCUGCUUGAGUUGAUGUGUAGAAGCAACAAUUAUUCGAACAUAUCUUUCUUGCCUCCACAAGCCUCAAAGUUGUUGGGUACUCAGGCCACCACUUCCAAUAUGCAUGGCUUAGGCUCACAGAAUGAGGGUGGUGGUGGUGGUGGAGCUCAAUCCCUGAAAUGGAGCAGACCCACAAAUACAAUCCAGCAAUUAGCAAUCUGUGAUUUCCCUAAUGUGCAGAUGCAGCUUAACAAAGACAAACUCUUUGGCCAAGGUACGGUAUUGCAGCAAGCAUCACACCUUGAAACAGCUCAUAAAAUGGCCUUGUUACAUGCAAUGAGUUUCUAUGAAGAAGCUACUCCUGAAAGCCACCAAGCAGAGGCUAGUGCACAAUGUUUUCAGGGUAUUCAAGGACAGUCCUUAACUGAUACCAAACACCUUGAUUUGGCUCUUCAGCUGUAACUCAAGCACAGAUUGAGUUAAAUUGGAACUUCAGAAGAUGAGAAUUAAGGAUGAGACAUAUAUAUAUAUAUUAUAACCUUUUCACUUUUCCCCUCUGUUUUAAGUAAUAUUUCAGUUUGUCCAAAUAUCCUCUGC